Messenger RNA from Cololabis saira (Pacific saury), 567 nucleotides. RefSeq names its product NADH:ubiquinone oxidoreductase subunit A11 (gene ndufa11). The record is from RefSeq and is a predicted model, not a curated record. Bases 81 to 488 code for a protein of 135 amino acids. Gene Ontology annotation, biological process: mitochondrial respiratory chain complex I assembly. The transcript is spliced from 4 exons. NCBI's taxonomy places the organism in Eukaryota, Metazoa, Chordata, Actinopteri, Beloniformes, Belonidae.
CCGCCCCCGCUCAGAGCGUUCCGCUACACAGCAAGGACUAGUCCUGAGAGUCCGUCUGCAGCGUGACCUUGCAGGCAGAGAUGGGGUACUGGGACGUCCCGGAGGGCACGGACUGCGUGGAGAAGACGUGGAUCACCACCAAGCUGGCCACCGCGCUGGGCCUGGUUGGAUCUGCCUAUCACAUAAUCGCAUUCCAGCCGGACUCGGCUCUGGCGGCGGUUCAGAGAGCCUCAAAUGCCACACUUACGAUGGCCACCAUGGGAGCCAUCUUUGGGAUGACCACGUGUCUGAGCGCUCAGGCCCGCGAGGCUCCCGACGACCCCCUGAACUUCUUCAUCGGGGGCUGCGCCUCCGGCGUCUUCCUGGGAGCCAGAACUCACAGCGCCAUGACCGGGACGACGGCGUGCCUGGGACUGGGAACGCUGGCCUUCUUCACUAAAGUUGGCAAAAUGGAAGGAUGGAAGAUAGAUGGACCUCCUAAACUGUAGAAAGAAGAGUGUCGGGUGAAAUAUUUGUUGUAAAAAGACUUAAUGUAAUAAAAGUUUCCUGUAAAAAUGCCAAAUUCAA